Conger conger (European conger) is the source of this 1198-nucleotide messenger RNA. RefSeq lists its product as uncharacterized. Gene Ontology annotation, molecular function: protein dimerization activity; RNA polymerase II cis-regulatory region sequence-specific DNA binding; DNA-binding transcription factor activity, RNA polymerase II-specific. Lineage: Eukaryota; Metazoa; Chordata; Actinopteri; Anguilliformes; Congridae. The coding region runs from base 81 to 947 and encodes 288 amino acids. The transcript is spliced from 7 exons. Gene Ontology annotation, cellular component: nucleus. The record is from RefSeq and is a predicted model, not a curated record. Gene Ontology annotation, biological process: regulation of DNA-templated transcription; spermatogenesis.
AAUACUGAAAGCAAAAUACAACCGCUGUUGGUAAAAUAGUAGUAGUCAGUAGUCGGAAAACAACAUUGAUUGUACGCAAUAUGCAACCUACAUCCGAAUGUGUUGUUGAUUGUGUGGACAAAAGGGGAAGAGGUACAGAUCUUAAAUCACUCGUGAACGACCAGAUCUGCUCAGUUAUUGUUUGUCCUACGGCUCAGAGGAAAAUAUUCGGGGCCCCAGAGCACACUCGUCCGCAGGUGUCAAACUUUGAUGACCAGUGGAGCAGUGAGUCGGAGGGAGAGAGGGGUUUGAAUGAGUUUCAGAGGAAGAUGAGAAGAGAACAUCAGCGGGCACUCGCCUCUGUUAACAAGGCUUGCGUCGUCGUGGAGAGAAACCGCAGGAAACGGAUAACUGUGAGCUGUAAUAAACUCCGGCAGCUCCUGCCCCAGGUCUCUGGGGUGCGCAGAGACAUGGUUACUGUGCUGGAGAUGACCGUGGCGUUUCUGGAAUACGUUAACCAAGCAACCCUAGGAUACCUUCACAGGGAGCCCCCGGAUGAUCUAUGUCGCUGGUGGCUGUCGGAGACUCGUCAGAGGAGAAGGCUGAGCCAAAGACCGGGCUGCGUGGAGGAGAGGACCACCUGCAGUUUCAGAGCCAGGAAGAACUCCUCUGCUUUGAAUGCUGUGCGUGGAGAGAAGUUGAGCAGCAGAGUGACUGAACCAGGCCCUCUGAACACACCUAGAAGGCUGUCUGGCAUUUCAUCACCGCAUUCAACCCUGAAAUUCUACGCUCCCUCAUUCUGGUACUCCCCAACAUUGUCACCCAUGACUAGUGGAAACCCACCACAAAUCAGCAGGGAUUGCUCCUCCCCAACAGAGGACGGAGGGCUGACCAGACUCAGCCCGUCCGGUGGAGGACACUCUCCGUUUGUUGGAGGACAUGUCCUGUGUGUCGAAGUGCUCCGAUAGAACACAUGCAUCUAAGUCUCCUCACAGCCUUCAAGUGGCAUGCAUUUUCAAACCUUGCAUCCGGUCUUUAAUGUGUGCCAUUAGGAGGGGCACAUGUAUUUCAGUGCACAUUCCUGUUUUCAUCCUGUAUUACUGUUCACUUCUCAACUGAAAUACAUGGGUAUUCACUUGCCUUUCAUUUGUCGCUAUUCUUUCCUUUAGUCUGUUCAUAUUUGUGCAGGAAUGCAGAAUAAAUAUAAAUGAUGCAGCAA